UUUCAGUUGUGCCGCCCGUGCUGUACAUAGACCGGACAGAGACAAACAAUUCCCACUAUACCAAGACAUUGGAGCUAUACAAUUUAAUUAACAUUAAACAAACAGUUGUAAAUAAUAAGGCAAUUCUAUCAAAGGAUAUCCGAGGCCUUACCAGACAUGAACAACAAAAACCCAGACGAAUUAAAAAGAAUCCGGAUUGGAGUUUAUUUCAAUAAUUGUCUUACGCGGCCGUACACAGCAGCAGCAGCACAGAUACAGUAUACAGUGUUACAAAGGUGAAAAGUGUCGCCAAAUUGAUAACUAAUGUAGUAAGCAGAAACAGACACCUUCAUGCCACGUGUAUAUAUUAUAAAAUAAGAAGAGCAGCGGCUGUUGUCACUGAUGCUGUCCUUCCCGUAACACUGUGUUGUGCUGUGCAGUGUGUACCAGGGUCAGUGUGUACCAGUGGUAAGAUGAUGCUGCCCUUGUACAGGCUUGGGAGAUGUCGUCCAUCAUUAUACAGUUUAAAGGCCAAUCUUUUUGAGUCAGCUUCAUCUCGAAUUAUACCUAUAAGUGCAACUGGUGGAGCUGCCCAACUCUUCCAUACCUCUCCUAGUUACAAGUUCAAAGAGAACAAAACAACUACUGAUUUGGCAAUAUUAGACAAUGUUAAACAGGUUCGACACUCUCCAACCCCUGCAUUGGCCCUUGGAUUUUCAGGACUUAUACCCUUCGUAGCCGCUCCUGUCUAUAUGAUAACGACUGGGGUGUUUGAACCAGAUAUUGCCCAGGCACAGCUCUUUUAUGGGGCCUCCAUUCUGUCCUUCUUAGGUGGUGUGCGAUGGGGAUUAACACUGCCAGAAGUUAGCUCACAACCUCCAGAUUGGCAUAACUUGGGAUACAGUGUUACUCCUUCACUUAUUGCUUGGCUAGGACUUUUAGCUCCUCACUCUGUUGGGGUACUGACUGUUAUUACUGGACUUGGAUUUACUGGGUAUAUGGAUUUAGCUAUGUGGGGUUACCCUAACUGGUUUAAGGGUAUGAGAUUUUGCCUUACAUUUGUUGCUGUGCUUUCACUGUGGACUAGUUUUAUAAUAAAGUACAUAUUGGAUGAAGCUCAGACAGACAAGGAAUCUGUAAAAAGUGUAUCACAAUAGAAUAAUCGAUAUCUUCAAUAGUUAGUUAUGUAUUAUAAAUAAAUAUGUACAGUAAUA
Homarus americanus (American lobster) is the source of this 1193-nucleotide messenger RNA. Its product is annotated as transmembrane protein 69-like. The transcript has 4 exons. The record is from RefSeq and is a predicted model, not a curated record. NCBI's taxonomy places the organism in Eukaryota, Metazoa, Arthropoda, Malacostraca, Decapoda, Nephropidae. Bases 453 to 1136 code for a protein of 227 amino acids.